AUGUCGAAAAACACAUCAGAAAACUCAACCAACCCCCACUCAGCUCCUCUAGGUGUGUUCCUGGGAGGCAUUUCCCUGACGACUAUCAUCAUGAAUAUGUUAGUGCUCUGUGCUGUGAAAACGGAAAAGAAGCUGCAGACGGUUGGCAAUUUAUACAUCGUCAGCCUCUCCAUUGCAGACCUGAUCGUGGGUGCGGCCGUUAUGCCUCUGAACAUUGUUUACCUCCUCAGCCCGACGUGGCCUCUAGGCUUACCAGCCUGUUUGUUCUGGUUAUCCAUGGAUUAUGUGGCCAGCACCGCCUCCAUUUUCAACCUCUUCAUCUUGUGCAUCGACCGCUACCGCUCCGUUCAGCAGCCGCUGCAGUAUCUCAAGUACAGAACAAAAACGAGAGCAUCCCUGAUGAUCCUGGGGGUUUGGGUGCUCUCUUUCAUGUGGGUCAUUCCAAUCCUAGGAUGGCAUGUUUUUGCCAGUAAUGGUGAAAGGCAAGUGAAAGGAAGCAAGUGUGAAACCGAAUUCUCCAAAGUCACCUGGUUUAAAGUGUUGACAGCCAUUGUCAACUUCUACCUGCCCUCUGUCAUGAUGUUGUGGUUCUACUAUAAAAUAUUCAGAGCUGUUCGAAAACACUGUCAGGACCGAGAGCUCAUCAAUGGAUCACAUUGGUCCUUCUCAGAAAAAAACUCCACACAUAGUAGUAAGACUAAGGACGAACAAAAUAUUUGCCUCCAAAAACAAAUCUUAGAUGACAACACCUCUUGUAAAGGGAAGCAAAGCUCCCCUCAGACCCAAAACAUGGAGGCAGAGGUUCAUUUCAGUAAUCCUGACAAGUCUUCAAAGACAUUCGUUAGCGAGAGUAAUGGGAAAGUCCUCGAAUGGAACUGUUUUCCUCGCCCUGCUGCCUGCUCUGAGCCAGGCCUGGGUAAAGCAGGGAAGGAGUGUGUGCGUGUAACAAAAGAGAAGAAAACUGAGGAGGAGCCUUGCUCACAGGACAGUGAUUUCGGUGAUGCAUCAGACAACGUCACUUUCACACAGCAGGUGACCUGCAGAAAGCACACCAGUCCUAACACUCACAGAGCCUCCACUCCUCAGGAAAAGACUGAGAACAGGGAUUUCAGAGGACUGACCCACCUGCGGAAAAACUGGCGAAGUUUGCACGUCCAGUCCAAAAAGCACAUUCAAGGCCUGCGUGGGAACAGGGAGAGGAAAGCAGCAAAGCAGUUAGGGGUCAUAAUGACAGCCUUUAUGCUCUGCUGGAUUCCCUAUUUUGUAUCAUUUAUGGUAGUAGCUUUCCACAGCCAAAAACAACUUUUGCAAUUACACACGUUCACUAUAUGGCUUGGCUAUGUGAACUCCACCUUAAAUCCUUUCCUGUAUCCUCUUUGUAACCAGAAUUUCAAGAAGACAUUCAAAAGAAUCCUUCACAUUCGCUGA
This is a messenger RNA of Merops nubicus (carmine bee-eater), 1428 nucleotides long. It is a transcript of the gene HRH1, whose product is annotated as histamine receptor H1. Gene Ontology annotation, molecular function: histamine receptor activity; G protein-coupled serotonin receptor activity; neurotransmitter receptor activity. Gene Ontology annotation, biological process: G protein-coupled receptor signaling pathway, coupled to cyclic nucleotide second messenger; positive regulation of vasoconstriction; regulation of vascular permeability. The transcript has a single exon. Gene Ontology annotation, cellular component: membrane; dendrite. NCBI's taxonomy places the organism in Eukaryota, Metazoa, Chordata, Aves, Coraciiformes, Meropidae. The record is from RefSeq and is a predicted model, not a curated record. Bases 1 to 1428 code for a protein of 475 amino acids.